Molecule: messenger RNA, 615 nt
Organism: Brassicogethes aeneus
Lineage: Eukaryota; Metazoa; Arthropoda; Insecta; Coleoptera; Nitidulidae
Source: the annotation of a GenBank genome assembly
AUGCCUAAAAUUAAAGAAAUAAUAGGCUACAACUACAUAUACUCCAUUGUAGAUGAGACAACAGAUACUUGUGGUCGAUAUAUUGUCAACUUGUUAACCGGAACUUUAAAUGAAAAUUUCGCCAGCAAAUCAUAUUUAAUUGGCACUCAAGAAUUAGAUAGAACAAAUAAUGUAUCUAUAUCAAAAUUUGUUAACGAUUCCUUGACAAAGUUUUAUAUAUCUAAUGCUGUUCCAAGUGAAAAAGUUUUACUAAUGUUGUCGGAUGCAGCAGCCUACAUGCUGAAAUCUGCACAGAAUUUGAAGAUUUUUUACAGUAAUUUAAUCAACGUCACAAGUUUGGGGCAUGGAGUAAACAGAAUAGCAGAUGAAAUACGCAACAAAUUUCAAGACAUUAAUAUUUUAGUCAAUUCUGCAAAAAAAAUAUUUACUAAAUCACCGCUGAGAAUUCAAUAUUAUAAGGAUAAACUACCCGGUGUACCCCUUCCAUCACAACCCGUUAUUACAAGGUGGGGUACAUGGCUUAAUGCCGCUCAUUUUUAUGCUGACAAUUUCGCACCGAUAAAAGAAAUUUUGAACUCCUUUGCAGAAGAUUCAAUAGCAAUUCGAGAUUGCUAA